AUGGAAUUCUAGAUUAUAAAAUAGAAAAAAUAUUAAUUCUUAAAUAAAGUAUCAGGAAUAGACAAUCUAUUCAUGAUAGUAAGCAUAAAAAACGCUGCAAGUAUAGACUUUCAUGAAAUAAAUUUUCUUUUUUUAAAAUAUAAUAAUUCCUUCAAAUAUUAGAAAUUAUUUUAUAUUAUUUACUAAACACAUAUCAGUUAUAUUAUUUACAACUAGAUGUUGAUUUUUUAACUAAAGAAGUAAAGUAAUUAGCUAUAUAAAGAAAUAAGAAAGUUGGCAACAUAGUUAAAGAUUGUAAAACAUAAGUAUUUGGAAAAGAUGCUGUAGGUUAUGCGCUCUAUUGAGAAGAUUGAGAAUAAUGAAUACAUUAGCAAAUGCAUUAAGUAUUCUGGUUACAAAACCAGGGGAUCAAAAUUUAUGUGUUGAAAAUCAUGAUACUAAAAAUAAUUCUACUUAAUAUAAAAUUUAUUUAAGAUCAGCUUAUCAUUAUGAAAAUGGAAUUCUACUCAAUAGUAUUAGAUUUGAUGUUCUUUCAGAGUCAUUUGAUGGAGGAGAUCAUGUUGAUGCAGCAUCUCUUAAUAGCAUCUCUUAAUAGCAUCUCUUAAUAUUAAAAAAGAAGAAGAAUAUUUGA
Molecule: messenger RNA, 631 nt
Organism: Paramecium pentaurelia
Lineage: Eukaryota; Ciliophora; Oligohymenophorea; Peniculida; Parameciidae
Source: the annotation of a GenBank genome assembly